Perca fluviatilis (European perch) is the source of this 2103-nucleotide messenger RNA. RefSeq names its product nuclear factor 7, brain-like. Lineage: Eukaryota; Metazoa; Chordata; Actinopteri; Perciformes; Percidae. The record is from RefSeq and is a predicted model, not a curated record. The transcript is spliced from 3 exons. Bases 398 to 1885 code for a protein of 495 amino acids. Gene Ontology annotation, molecular function: zinc ion binding; protein binding.
GAUGAAUGAUCCUGCUGUUAAUAAUUCACCUGGUGACAGGUGAGGGGAAAGGACAGUAGACUUUGACAUUGCUGAACGGAGCUGAGACACCAUUACAGGGUGUGAGAUCUCUGCAGGAAAAAACACGACGGGAAGAUUUGAAGCAGUCAAGAGAAGGGACAGGAACUCGAUACAUCAACGAUGCUAAUGUUGAAUGAUCCUGCUGUUAAUAAUUCACCUGGUGACAGGUGAGUGCAAAGGACAGUAGACUUUGACACUGCUGAACGGAACUGAGAUGCCAUUACAGGGUGUGAGAUCUCUGCUGGAAAACACACGACAGGAAGAUUUGAAGCAGUCAAGAGAAGGGACAGGAACUCUGUGAGUCUUGUUUUUGAGAGACAUUUAGAUACAAAGACAGAUGGCUGAGAAAACUGCUCUUGUUGAAAGUUUCCUGAACUGCCAUGUGUGUUCAGAGACUUUCAGAGAUCCUGUGUCUCUGAGCUGCAACCACAGCUUCUGUUCAAGCUGCCUGCACGCAUUCUGGGACCAAGCUAACAACAAAAACUGUCCCAUUUGUAAAAGAAAAUCCUCAAAAGGGAUCUCCUCUCUGUCAGACAGCAUCUCUGCUGUGGAAGCAGACCUUUACCUGUGUUCAUCUGAGACAGAAAAAGGAGAGAAGAAGAUGGAUGUGGUGUGUGAUAAACAUCCAGAAGUGCCUAAAUUGUUCUGUAAGGAUGAAGAUAGAGUUGUGUGUCCUGUCUGUGAGUUUUCUCUCCACCACGGUCACACGGUGGUUCCUGUAGAACAAGUAGUCAGAGAUCUGAAGGAGCAGCUGAAAUCUGACUUACAGUCUCUGCAGGACAAGAGGGACAAACACAGACGAGUGGAGGAAACAUACGAUGAAAUAACUCAACACUCCAAGAAGCAGCUGCUGUCUACAGAGAGUCAGAUCAGAGCCGAGUUCAACAAGCUGCACCAGUUCCUGAAAGAGGAAGAGGAGUCCAGACUGGCAGCUCUGAGGGAGGAAGAGCAGCAGAGGGGGGAGACUGUCAGCAGAGAGAUGAAGAGGAUUCAGGAGCAGAUCUCCUCUCUGUCAGACAGCAUCUCUGCUGUGGAAGCAGACCUGCAGAAAGACAGCGUGCCGUUCCUCAGCAGUUAUAAAGCCUCUCAGAGCAGAGUCAGAGUCCAGUGCUCGCUGUCAGAUCCACAGCUGCUCUCAGGAGCACUGACAGAUGUGGCCAAACAUCUGGGCAACCUGUCCUUCAGAGUCUGGGAGAAGAUGAAGGACAUGGUCCACUUCUGUCCCGUCAUUCUGGACCCAAACACUGCACACCCCCGUCUCGGUCUGUCUGAUGAUCUGACCAGUGUGACAUAUGGAGACACAGAGCAGAAGCUUCCAGACAAUCCAGAGAGACACAGCAGGUAUCCAGAGGUUCUGGGCUCUGAGGGUUUCAGCUCAGGGAAACACAGCUGGGAGGUGGAGGUGGGCGAUCAUCCUGACUGGAAUGUGGGUUUAGUCAAAGAGUCAGCUGACAGGAAGGGAGAAAUACAAGCUUCACCAGAAUAUGGAAACUGGUGUUUAACAUAUCGCAGUGGAAAAUACACUGGUGGAUCUGCUAAGACCCUCACAGUGAAGAAGAGUCUCCAGAGGAUCAGAGUCCAGCUGGACUAUGAGGGGGGGCAGGUGUCCUUCUACAACUCUGAAGACAAGACUCACAUCUACACUCACAGAGACACUUUCACUGAGAAACUCUUCCCUUAUUUCAACAUCAGUCCGGCUGGUGAUGCUAAAACUGCAGAAAUCAAAAUCUGUCCAGCUGAGGUUUCUCUGCGAGUUUCAGAGAGCUCAGAGAAGGAGGAGAGAGCAGAGAGCUCAAAGUCGUUUAUUAGGCGUCUUAUGUGGUAGUGUAUUUUUUGGGCUGAUACAGAAUCCAGUUAGUUUUUUUUUAAGAAAAUGUAGAGAUCCAGGUUAGAAGAAGAAUUAAUAUUUGAUGACCUGAUGGAAACCAUUCCUUGGUUGUUCUUUGAUACACAAAAUAUUUCCAAAGCCCAGAAUGAGAAACUACAGCUGAACUGCUUUUGGUGUAAAUGUGCUGCAAGAACUGGGAUUUUAAUUAAAAAUAU